Molecule: messenger RNA, 4828 nt
Organism: Oncorhynchus mykiss (rainbow trout)
Lineage: Eukaryota; Metazoa; Chordata; Actinopteri; Salmoniformes; Salmonidae
Biological process (GO): cilium assembly
Cellular component (GO): ciliary transition fiber; centriole; centrosome
Molecular function (GO): protein binding
Source: RefSeq, a predicted model, not a curated record
CUAGGGUGUUAGAACCAGAUACUGAAUAAAGCGUCCCUGGAAGCUCCAUCAGCGGAUUCUGUUUUGAUAUGUUGUGGUUGUUUAGGUAGCAGACCCAGUGCAACUGUUAUACUCAUUUGUAAGGGAAAAUGUCGAUUAUAAUCGCACUUGAUUGAUCUUACCCUUACUGGGACAAGAGAAGAACUUGUAGUUAGAAAGUAACCAUGACAGCAGCUGCUGCUCUACAGAUUGGAGACCAGCUGAUCCUGGAAGAGGACUACGAUGAGAACUAUAUCCCCUCCCAACAAGAGAUCCACGAGUACGCACGAGAGAUUGGCAUUGAUCCCAAUCAGGAGCCGGAGCUCCUAUGGCUGGCCAGGGAGGGCAUUGUUGCCCCACUGCCUCCCGAAUGGAAACCCUGGUGCUGAAGUGACCCCCUCCUCUCCCUCCUCUCGCAGUCAGGACGUGUCGGGGGACGUGUACUACUUCAACUUCUCCUCGGGCCAGUCCACCUGGGACCACCCGUGUGACGAGCAAUACCGCAGCCUGGUAAAACAGGAGCGCGAACGAGCCGGCACCCAGCCCCACGGGCCCCUCACCACCGCCGCUAAGAAGAAGGAGAAGAAGAAAAAAGACAAGAAGGAGCCAAAGAAGAAGGCGAAAGACCAAGAGCUCCUGAAGCCACCAGGACCGUUGAGCUUGGCCCUUGGGCCUCUGCAGGCCCCAUUGGGGAGCCUGGGGAGCCUUGCUCCUCUACGUGGUCUUGAUGGCGCAGCCUUGAGGGGGUCCCUGGGCAGCUCUGGAGGGCUGGAGUCCCUGAAGAGUCCGCUUGGGGGUCCUCUCUCAAGCCUGGGGUCCAGCCUACUGGGAGGGCGACAGGAGGAGCGCGUGUCUUUCUCUCUACCUGGGUUCGAGGAUGAUGAGGGUAACAUCUCAGAGGAUGAGCAGCCGAGUCCUCUUGGCUCGGCCAGACUGUUACAGAACUUGCACCUGGACUUGGAUGCGUUGGGAGGAGGGCUGCAGUAUGAGGACAGCGAGGCCAGUGGAGUGGCCCCACCAGAGGAGAGGACAGAAGCAGAGCUACGGGACCUGGCCCUGUCUGGAGAGCACAGCCCUGAGCCCCCCCCUCAACAGCAGUCCGAGGCCAGCGAGCACAUGGAGGUGGCCUCCUCCUUCACCAAGGACCUCAGGUCUGGUUUUGGCUCCAAGUUGUCAGAGAAAGUCCUGGACCUGAAGGAUCUCUCCCCUGCUGUUAGUCCACUCUUCCAGGAUGAAGAGGGCAAAGUGAAAGUCAGUGCGGCAGAGGAGAAGGAACGGAGGAAGAGGGCAGAAGCUGCAGAGAGGCGUCUUCAAGCUGCAGGCAGGGAGGAUCCAGCAAUGGAGGACAGGCACCCCAGCCAGUCCAGUGAAUCCCAACAAAACACAGGGUCCUCCCAUUCUGAGCCGGAGCCCCGGCCACGGGCCGAGGGGGUCAGCACCAGUGCCAGCCUAGGUGUGCCGGGGGUCCAGGGGGUCAAGCGUCCUGACACCUCCAGAGGCCGCCUAGUUAGGAGCCCCCACACCCACUACAAGGAGGAAGCCCCCAGACAGGGGGAGGACAGCAGAUGGGCCCAGGAGGAGGAGAGGGAGAAGGAGAGGAGGGAGACUGGGAGGGAGAUAGAGGAGGAGAAGGAGCGUGCGCUGCGGGAGAGGCAGGAGAAGGUGCGCCUACUUCAGGAGAAGCUGAGGCGGGAGGAGGAAGAGGAGGAACAGAGGCUGAGGGAGGAGAGCGAAGAGAGGGUCAGGAGCCUGAGGGAGAGGCUCCAGAGUAAGGGGAGGGAAGAGGAGAGCAGGCUGAGUGUGGAGUCUGAAAGCAGGCUACUGGAGCUGAGGGAGAUGGCCCGGAGGGAGAGAGAGAACCAGCAACGCAACGUCAGGGAGGAGGGCGAGGCGAUGCUGAGGCAGCUGCGUGCCACCCUGGAGGCGGAGAGAGAGGCGGAGCGAGAAAGGAUAGAGGCCCAGAGGAGGCGGGACCUAGAGCGACUGAGGGAGGAGUCAGAGGAGGAGCUACAUGCAGAGAAGCGGAGACUGCUUGGGGAGCGGGAGGAGCAACUCGACUCCCUCAAACAGGAGGGGAGAAGCAGUGCCAGUGAGAGGCAGAGGGAGUUGAAGAGCCCUCGUAGCCCAGAGCAACAUCUAGCAGAGUACCAAAAAGAGUUGGGAGACGUGCUCCAGGAAGUGAGGGAGGAAGUGCAGCGUGACCACGGCAGGAAGCUGGAGCAGCUCAAAGACGACCACCGCAGAGAACUCAACUCAAUCAGAGACAAUUAUCUGGACCAGGAGGCUGUCCAAAGGGAGCAGUUGCUGUGUGCCCUGCAGGAGGAGAGAGAUCGCCUGCUGGCCACCCACAGCGCCCAGCUGGAGAGACUCCGUACACAGCUAGACUCCCAGCUCUCCAAGACCCGCCAGACGCACACACGCAAGGAGGCAGGGAUUCAGGAGCUGGGGGACAAGCUGGAGCUGAGAGCUAGAGAACUGAAGACCCAGGAGGCAAUACUGAAGACCCAGGCAGCGAAUUUGAAGAAGAGGCGGCAGCAGCUUGGGGAUGAAGAGGAUGAGAUAGACAGAGGAAUAGAGGCUCUGCCUGGAGUCAUGCAGGAGAGAGAUGGACUGAGAGAGGAUCUGGAGCGGGUGGAAGGACAGAGGGACAGGGCGAGGCAGGAGGCGGAGAGAGCGAGGGAGGAGAGGACCAAAGUGAGAGACGAGUUGGAGACAAUUAGGGAGGAGAGGGACAAAGCGAAGGAGGAGAGCAGGAGGAUGAAGGAGGAGCGGGACCGGCUAGAGAGCAAGGUGGAGCUGCUGCAGGAGCGCUGUGAUCGGCUGUGCCGCAGAGUCAGUGAUUUGGAGCAGAGUGAGAUCAAGAGGCCUACUACUAGACUGGACAGAACAGAGGAGGAGGCGGCGAGGAAGGAGGAGAAGGAUAGCGAGGCACCGCCCUCUACUGCUGGACGGGAGAAAGUGCUGCAUGUGGAAGAUCUGAAAGAACCUCCUGUCUUGGAUGACUUGCGUCAGUAUAUCUCCUCUGAAGGGCUGUCCCUGCAGAAAGCCCGGCGCUUCCUGGAGAGGGAGAGUGGUCGUCUGAGUGAGAGACAGGCAGCACUGCAGGCAGCUCAGGCCCAGUCCAGCUCCUCUCAGUACCCCAACACCACCAGCCACGCCCAGGCCACACAGGAGAUGUACAGGAACCUGCAGCAGGUGCGUGAGGCCAGUGACGUGGAGGAGUUGAGGGUGACUGUGAAGAGGGGGAACUCGCUGCUACGCAGGAAGGAGGAGAGACUGCAACAGCUAGAGAGCUCCGUAGCUGAAGAGGUCUCCCCUCAUCACUACUAUGAUGACCAGGACAGACUGGUGACUGAUAGGAAGGUGGCCUUUGAUGUGACUGAAUCGGAAAUGAGCAGCGUCAGCAAUGGCCUUGAUGGCCCUGGUGAGGAUCCCACAGUGCCGGCUAAGGUGCAGCACUUAGCCGAGUCGCUCCAGCACAUCUCUGGCCAGCUCAGCACAGUCCUGGGGGCCCUGGGCUCCCUGACCCAACGCCAGACCCCUUACCAGCCUCUCCCCCUACCCCUGCCCCUCUGCCAGCCCCGAACCCCCACCUCAAUGCCUCUUUCACAGCUCUCCAUGCCUCUGUCUGGGCCCUCCUGGGCGUGGGCCCCUCACAGCACCUCCAUCCAGCCACGGGGUUCUGAGGACCUGCUCAACAGCCGCUGGGCCAAGCUCUUCCCUGGGGCUCCUAUUGAGUCCAUAGCCACCAGUUCCUUGAGGACGCAUACGCUUUAUUCAGAGUACAGUCCUGCAAGCGAGCAGGCUCGUAGUCUGUCCUCCAUGCAGCCUAAGUCGGUGGAGAUGGAUGGCCAGAGGCUACAGGGUCUGAUCGACGGCAACAAGAGAUGGCUGGAGACACGCAGGAAAGACCCCAGUGUACCUCUGUUCACGCGUUAUCGGACCCCCCCAACUAUGAGUGGACUGGUCCAGCUGAGCCUGGAUGACAACAACCAGAUUAAAGUGUACCAUUACUAAAGGGGGGUGGGUGGAGUUACAUACGGAGCAAGGAUCAACACAAGCAGAUAAAGAUGUACUGUUACUGAAAAAGGGCUAAGGACAGGGGUGGGUUUUUAAAAUUAACUUGGGAGUAAUGCAGGGAUCCCUCUAGCUCUGGUCCAGGGCGUUACUAGAGGAACCCCCUCGACUAUGUGUGGACCAAAGGAACACCCUGGACCAGAGCUAGGAUUCCUCUACAACCAGGUUUACAUAUCAGAUUACUGUAAGAAACAUUUUUAAGACGUCUAUCCUCUAGUGAACUCCGCUUUAGCUGUGAUUGUGUUUCAGUGGACUCAUUUUAUUCCAUUGGCAUGCAAGGGUGAAUAGUUUGGGAUUAUGGAGACAAUAGCCCCGUAGUCAACAAACCAGUUUGUUUCCUAAUUUUUGGGCCUCUGGCUAUUUAAAUGUUUCAAAGGCAGAUUGCAUAGUUGUGACAUAUACAAUAGGUGCUUCACUUUAUUAGGAGAGACAUCUCGAGGUUGGAGUGAGAUACUGUUGAUAGCUGACAUAAGAUCAUUGUCAUGGUAUCAGGUUGUAUAAGAGACGCAUCACUCAUUCCGCUGUGUGAGAAGUUCAAGCCAUACCAUAAUAACCACUACAAGGACAAGACAAUGACUUGUGAGGGAUUCGCAGUCUUUAUGAAAUUCUGGUAAGAGGGACUCUUCCAGUGUUUUACUGUGCAGAUAGAUGUGACAUUUUUACCAUAUUUUUUUAUAAGAAAUGUUUUAAUAAAUGUAAAGUGGUGUAUAUUCAUAAUGCCAAACUUUCAUUA